Messenger RNA from Priceomyces carsonii, 4782 nucleotides. RefSeq names its product cohesin-loading factor complex subunit. Gene Ontology annotation, biological process: regulation of gene expression; replication-born double-strand break repair via sister chromatid exchange; establishment of mitotic sister chromatid cohesion. The record is from RefSeq and is a predicted model, not a curated record. NCBI's taxonomy places the organism in Eukaryota, Fungi, Ascomycota, Pichiomycetes, Serinales, Debaryomycetaceae. The coding region runs from base 1 to 4782 and encodes 1593 amino acids. Gene Ontology annotation, cellular component: Scc2-Scc4 cohesin loading complex. The transcript has a single exon. Gene Ontology annotation, molecular function: chromatin binding.
AUGUCAAGCGAAGACUCUACCGCUGUUAUAAAGGAAGCAUUAACCCUAACUCCACUCGUGCAUCUCAUUCCGAAACAAGACAUUGCACCUUUGAUUUCUUCAACUUCAAUUGAUACUAUUCUGGAUGAUCUCGAAGCUUUAAAUGAAAGUGAAAAUACAGCCGCCCAUCAAGUGAGGGCGGCUAUCAAUAAUGAUCCACAAAGGUUCAAGAAAGCAAUGGAUUUUCUUGUGAACGAUUUCAAAGAGUUUGAGGAUCCAGAGUUAGAUGAGCUAUCCUUCAAAAAACCCGUUUGGUUUAAUAAGGAUCGUAAACUAGAAAAGGAAUCGGAAGCGCUUCCUCCACUAGAGAACAGGCUUCUCGAAGUUACAGAGGAAAUUAAUGACGAAUCCUUGAAGGAAUUAAAGAUUAGCUUUGAUCCCUUAGAGUUUGAUGGCUCCAGACUCUCAGUUAGAAAAUCUUACGACUUAAAUGAUAAAGCUGCAAUAAAAAGGCAUAACGAAGUAUAUCGCCAAAAAUUUCAGAAAGAAUAUAAUAUGAUGAUUACGAAUAUGUCUCCUCUCGGUGGAGAAUUAAGUAUUCAUUCACUGUCAAAGCUACCAAAGAAGCGGCCUAUUGAUAAGGCAUCUCAGGGUCCACCUUUAAAAUUGCAACAUCUUUCAAACGAAAGUAUAGUCAAAGCAUCCAGCGAGGGCCUUCUUCGAUUUCUUAAUGAAGUAGAUAACGACGACGACUCCUCCGCUUUUAAUUUAAAUGAGUCAGGAAAGAAGAUUAUCUCAGCAGAUGCCCUUCAAUUUAUUCACGAUCAUUUGCUUCGUAUUGUAAACGAUCAAAUCGUUGACAGUUUUGAUAUAGAAUACCUUUUACAGAUCGAAAGUCUAUGCUUUACCUCUGUUAAUGAUGGAAUGGAGAUCAACUGGCAUCAGAUUGUUGAGUCAAUCACACAAAAUUCUAGAGCAGAAGACAUCGGUCCUGAGUCCUUACUGCUAUUUGAUAGUGCGUCGACGUGUUUGCUAGCGGCUAAGAUGAUUGCUUAUUUACUAACCGGGCGGCAAAAUCAUAAGAGGUUAUACAUCGAUGAAUAUUUGAGGGGAAUUAUAGAUUUGAUUUAUUCUCUUUGUCAAGAUUUGUUACUUCCACUAGCUUCCAAGUCUUUUGGAAACAAUAAAUUGGUUAGCACAUUGAAGAUAAGUUCUUCGAACAUAGUAUGUGAAAUCAGUCUUAUACUACACCUACUUUCGCAAUAUGUUUGUGAAAAUGACGUUGAUGAGCACACUUUAACUAGAUUGGAAUAUUUGUCAGUAUUAAUCGUCUUUUCGGAGUCUAGUAUGAAAGAUAAAGAGUCAGCAAUAUCUCAUAGUAACUUUGAAAAUUUGCGUAUAAAUGCUUGUAAUAUUCUUAUAAGUAUUUAUAAAAGUAAAUCGGACCAAAGAAAGUUUAUCUUACACGAGAUUUUAUCUGAAAUAUAUAAAGCUUCAACGCAAAGAGUUCAAGCAAGACAGUUUAAAUUGACAAGGGGUGGUAGUGUACAGCUUGUGACUGUUCUUCUUAUGUCAAUUCUCCAUAGUCAUGACUUACAUAGAUUAGCAGAAACUGCUAAUGAAGCUAUACAUAGUUUGAUGAAAGAUGAAAGCAAAGACAUUAUUUUUCAAAACAAAAGAGUCCUGCUCUUUGAAAGUGCCGAAGCCAUUUUAUCGGAAGCAAAUCUGGUUUCGGAUUCGAUUGCUUCAUCCUUAAUUUCAAAAUUGGUGCAAUCUCCUGAUCAGCAUCACAAGCAAGUUUUGGAGCUUCUAGUAGAAGACCUAUUAAGUAUGAUAACAUAUCCAGAAUGGCCUGGAGCCGAGCUUUUAGUUGUGUCGAUUACAAAGGCUCUUUUAUCACUCAUUCAAAGUGGAACGAAUGCUCUGUUGAUAGAAUCAUUUGCGUUAGAGAUUUCUGGAUCGAUUGGUGUCAAAAUCCUCUCAUUAAGGCAAAGCGUAGAUCAGUUUCAAGAACUAGAACUCAAUAGCUCACUGGAAGAUAUAGAUCAUUACAAAGAUUCUAUGGGUGACGCUCUCGAAUAUGUUCAGCUCCAAGCUGGGAAAAGCUCCGCAUAUGUUCUAUCAUUUCGAUUUCUCCUUUUGAGAUUCAUAUGUGGUAUUCGACCCACAUUUUCGAAAAUCAAUGAUAAUGAACUGUCAGAUCAGCUCGCUAUUUUGGCUUCCGAUCCGGAUAGCUCUAUGACCAAAUUAUCAAAUGUUUCAUCCUUUAAUGCUUUGUAUGAUUAUUUGUUUAAUGUCGUAUCAGAAGGUUCAGUUAAAUUGAAUCAAGCUCUCACUGCAAAUAAAGAUUCGCUGUCAGUGCAGUCAUAUUUAAGUAUUGUUGCACCUCAAGAUUUGAUACCAUUGUAUGACAGGUUUUUGUCAGUAAUCAUCAACAACUUAGACAGUAAUAAGAUCAAGUCUAAGACUAAGUGCGUGAAGAUAUUGACUUCUCUCAUUGAUAAAGACCCUACUUUGUUGGUUUCACCAAGAAUAAGAGAGUCAAUCUCGAGAAGAUUGUUAGAUAGCUCUCCACUUGUUAGAGAUGCUGUUAUAGACUUAAUCAGCAAAUACAUAAAUUCAAAACCUGAGGUGAUUGAACAGUUCCAUGUUCCAAUAUGCGAGCGGCUCAAUGAUGAUAGUGUUCAGGUACGCAAAAGAGUUAUGAAGCUUUCCCGUGAUAUGUAUAUACAUACAGAGAAGAGAUCAGUGAAGGCGAUUAUCGCAAACAAGAUAUUAAGGAGACUCGAUGAUGAAGAUGACACUGUCCAAAGCUUGGCCAGAUCAUCUUUAUUAGACCAUUGGUUUAUAUCAUUGGCAUCUGAAGUUCAUGACAAUGGUACUUCAUCAAUUGCGUCAGCAACAAUAUCGCGCGUUGAGGUGAUGAUGGAUAUCGUAAGCUCGGGUACAAAAAACUUCGCUUAUUUGGAAAAGUUUUUGACAGAAUCUGUACUUGAUUCUGGAGAUGCCAGAAUCAUUAACUCUGUCAAAUUAAUUAUUGAUAAAUCUUUGGACUUCAUAAUUGACUCAUCUGAUACUAAAAUCCACUCGCAAAUUGAAAAAGCUUUGAGGCUCAUAUCGUUGCUCGUGAAAUGUAAGGGAACUUUGAUUUCACAAGACCAAUUAGUAUCUUUGCAGCCUUAUUUGGUCGAUGAACAAAACUCAGGAGAUGCUGUCUGUUUUUAUAGCCUUGAGAUCUUGAAGUAUACUCUCCCGAAUUUUAGGACAUUACGGCCCGAAUUCAUUAAUACUAUUCAAUCGCAUUUAUUACGAAAACUUAGCAAGUUGCAUGUUCGAGAAUUGCAUGAAGCUAUGCCAUGUGUUUGGAAACUUUGUUUAAUGAAAAACAAUACUGUGAAAUUGGCGAAUGCCUCUAUAUCUUGUCUAAAGCUAUUGAGACCUUAUAUUGGAUCACCCAAGACUGCCCCCAAACCAGAUUCUAAGCUUCCGAAGCUUCUUCAUUUAAUAGGCUGUUUUGGUUCCUACUGCGAUCUCGAGAGGCACAGAGAAACUUUUCUAAAUUCGUCCAUUGGCAUGAAGGAGAAGGAGAGCGUCAUCACAGUAAUCAUCAAAUUUCUUUUGUUUUUCUGUGGGACCACUUUUGAAGGCUCGAUACGAAAUUCAGCAAUUAAGAAUAUAAUGUCUGUAUGUGCAAUUCAUCCCAAGCUCUUGAUGUCAGAUCCUAUACUUAAGGUCUUAGAUCGCGAAUUUAAGAAUAAAGAAAUGUUAACAAAACAUACUAUAAUUCAAGGAAUUAUGGACUUUUUGAGAGCAGAGGAUAGUAAAUCACAGAAGAUGAAUGGAUUGGAGCAGAAAUCCUCUACUGACAUUAAACUUGAUGUUGCUGUAUUUCAUGGAGUGGCUCUGUCGUACAUCACUGAUGGUAUAUGUGCUGCAAUCGUCCAACGGUACAUUGAACAAAUCCUUGAUUUGUGCUUGUAUGAUUCGGGCUCAUUCUCAUUUCUUCCAAUUCAGUUUUUGCAGCUUGUCCAAAGACUAGGUUUCGCCAAUCCGAAAAUAUGCGUUCCAACUGUCAUUGCUUUAGAGUCUAGCACUAAUCCUUAUAUCAAACGUCUUGCUACGGAGAUACACGAAGACCUUUACGAGAGACAUGAGUCUUUGACUGAUACCAGUUAUUAUGAGGGCAUAAAAUUGGCGGUGAAAUACAGAAAGGGUACGUCUGAAAGUUUUUAUGAGGAAAGAUUUUUCAUUGAAAGUUUAUAUUCAAUAGUAAAGGGGAGCUACUCGUCACGGAAAAAAUUCUUACAAUCAUUGAUCAGAUUAUUUCAUAUCGAUUUCAAGGAUGACAUAAAUGAGAGUUUAUUUGUUCGGGAUACAAUUGCUUAUUUGGCAUAUAACAUUUCAAUACUUAGCUUCAGUACAUUAGAGGAAGCUCUUAUGCUUGUGGAUAGCUUGGAUAAAAUAAUAUCCGCCCAAGGAAUGGAUUUAGAAGAUAGAUUGAAGGAAAACAUGGAAGCAGUUGUUAAUGAUGAAACUCAAAAACUCAGCAUCAUUGCCCAAGGUUUGAUAGUUAUCAUGGUCCUUCGAAACCACUUAAUUUCUGUCUAUUCGUUACAAUCAGAGCAAUUGGAAAGGUACCAUCCUAAUAAACCUGAUAUGGAGUUGAGGCAAGCGCCAAAACUCAUUCAUCUAUUUCCACUCAAUUUGGAAGUUAGAGACGUCAAUGUCGAUCUAAAUGACUCCAAUAGUAUUCAAAUGCUGCUUACCAGGUUUUUGCAAGCGAUUCAUGAAUACAAUCAAUAG